Molecule: messenger RNA, 1862 nt
Organism: Trichophyton rubrum CBS 118892
Lineage: Eukaryota; Fungi; Ascomycota; Eurotiomycetes; Onygenales; Arthrodermataceae
Exons: 5
Coding region: 1-1545 (514 amino acids)
Biological process (GO): fungal-type cell wall (1->3)-beta-D-glucan biosynthetic process
Cellular component (GO): fungal-type cell wall; cytoplasm
Molecular function (GO): 1,3-beta-glucanosyltransferase activity
Source: RefSeq, a predicted model, not a curated record
AUGGGGCCCUUGAAAACCAUUCUAUCCAUUGCGCUAGCAGCUUAUUGGGCCCUCCCUGUUAUCGCAGCGGAGCUUGACCCUAUCGUGAUCAAAACGCUGAUAUCGUAUCAAACAAAAAAGGGAUCUCGGUUCUUCUACAAGACCAGUGGCCAGCAGUUCUUUAUUAAAGGAGUGGCGUAUCAAGACGGUGAUACCUCUGUCGAAACAUACAAUGACCCCCUUGCAAACCCCAAGGGAUGCAGGAGAGAUGUCCCUCUUCUUAAGGAGCUGCAUGCUAACGUAGUCCGGGUAUAUGCUGUCCAUCCUGAAAAGAACCAUGACGAAUGCAUGCAACUGCUUGCGGAUGCCGGCAUCUACGUCCUGGCCGACCUGGCCGAACCCUCCCAGUCGAUCAACCGUGACACCCCGGAAUGGGACGUCAAGCUCUACGAUCGAUACACCUCCGUGAUUGACUCGCUGGCGAAAUAUACAAACGUUAUUGGGUUUUUUGCCGGGAAUGAAGUUACUAAUAGCCUCUCCACCACGGAUGCUAGUGCCUUUGUGAAGGCUGCAGUGCGAGACAUGAAGGCUUACAUCUACGAAAAGGAAUAUCGACCGAUGGGUAUUGGGUAUGCGACUGAUGACGAUGCAGAUAUUCGCAAGAACCUUGCUGCGUAUUUUGACUGCGGCAUAGAUGACGAGCGUAUUGACUUUUGGGGCUAUAACAUCUACGAGUGGUGUGGUGACUCUACAUUUGAGACGUCUGGAUAUGCAGCUCGCACUCGGGAGUUUGCUAAAUAUAAUGUUCCGGUAUUCUUCGCCGAAUAUGGAUGCAAUACUGUUCAGCCCCGGAAGUUUAGUGAGGUGCAGGCCAUUUACGGCCCCCAGAUGACGGGCACCUGGUCCGGUGGGAUCGUCUAUAUGUACUUCCAGGAACAGAACAAUUAUGGGCUUGUCGAUGCAGCUAGUUCCAGGAUCAAGAAGCUUUCCGAUUUUACUGCAUUCGCAAACCAGAUGGCCAAGGUGAGCCCGAAGGGGCCAAAAAUGGCUGCUUACACACCGGUGAAUACGGCAAAUGCCCCCUGUCCUACCAUAAGCAGCGACUGGCAAGCAUCACGAAAGCUGCCCCCAACGCCAGACAAGGAGCUCUGCGAUUGCAUGAUGAGGUCUAUCACCUGCAGAGCGAAGCCUACCGUCCGAGACGAAGACCUGUCCCGACUCUUUUCAACAGUGUGUGGUCUCUCACCCGUGAAGACUCUAAAUCUCGUGAGUUGGAUAUCACCCCAGAAGUCAGUCAGAAUGUGCAGUCCGAUAGAUCAGCUGUCCUGGGCCUUUAACACGUACUAUGAGGACCAGGUCAAAAAGGGGAACGGGCGCACUGCCUGUGACUUUGGCGGUGCAGCAGCUACGCAGACGGUGGUCAAGAAGCCCAUCUGCACGGCCAAACCACCUGUGUCAAUAAAGGUGUCGAAGAGUGAAGCAUCGACGUGGAGGAAUGCCAGCAUCUUGGACAUCUCUGGGCUGGGAUGUGCCCUCGUUGCAGGAUUGGGCUUUGGUUUGCUGUAAAAAAAAGCUACAAAAGGAGGGACCCUUUGGAAGUUUCACCAAAGAAGAUAUGUAUCUUAUCCCCACUGCUGUAUUCUAGAACAAAAAUACCGUUUAUGAAGAAGACAUCCUCUCCACUGAGACUGCUUUGGGGUCCCUUUGGGCAUGUUUCCGGGGCAUCACCGACUAAUAGCGCUGUUGGUAUGCUGGCCAGUGUAUUGUAGCUGUGGGUAUGACCUCAUCCACCAGCUCUCCCUCUAUCUCUCGGCCCAAGGGAAGACCACCACGCAGCUCGAUCCGGGCAAAGGCACCAGCAGGACCAACAGGCACACUCCCUG